AUGGUUUCUGCGGUUGAAGUAUGCGAUAAAUCAUCUCAUGCCAAUUCAGAAUUAAAAACAAAUUAUCAUAAUAUUUCAAGAUAUUUGAGACAUAAAAAACAAAGAUUGAAAAUGAUGUCUGCUCUUGAAAAGCAAGAACAGGCAAAAACAACCCGACAUUGGUCAUUCAGUUUCAGCACCGAAAAUUAUUACAAACGUGAUAUUGUGUCUUUAUGA
Messenger RNA from Clunio marinus, 216 nucleotides. Lineage: Eukaryota; Metazoa; Arthropoda; Insecta; Diptera; Chironomidae. The record is from the annotation of a GenBank genome assembly.